Momordica charantia (bitter melon) is the source of this 2570-nucleotide messenger RNA. NCBI's taxonomy places the organism in Eukaryota, Viridiplantae, Streptophyta, Magnoliopsida, Cucurbitales, Cucurbitaceae. The record is from RefSeq and is a predicted model, not a curated record.
GCGGGGUGGAUGAUGGUAACAUAGGUUUAAGACGGAACCGCGCGGGAAAAUCAAUGGUUGUGAAUACUACGGUGCUGAGUUCAAUAUUUUGAUAAUAGUUGAAUAUCUGCUUUCCAGCUUCUAUCUUGUUGCCAUCUUCGGUUUUCACCACUUUUAAGUUCCGAUUGCACGAGAGGGAUUACCAGAAUUUCAGAGCUGGGAACAGAAUACGUCAGCUGCAAGGGUUGCAGAAGUUUUAUCGUAUAGAACUUUGUGUUCCGUGGUUCCUGUAUCCUCUGUUCUCCUUGGCGAAGCUUCGGAGGUGAGAUACUGUUGUUGAUUACUAGAUUUAGGAAAUUUCAUGAACUGGGUUUUCCGCAUUCUAUGGUUUUUAGCUUCGUUUUUCUGAGAAGUGUUUUCUGCCGAGGUUUCCGUACAGGUAAGAAGCUUUUAAGUCCAGGCACCGAGGAUAUCAUUUGUAAAGCAGUUUGUGUUAAUCUAAAACAGAGAAGAUGGAAAUUCUUAGACCAAGUAUCACCAAGUCUCACAAAUUCGUUAGUCUGUCGCAUUGUUCGCGAGUUUCGGACUUCUCCACACUUAGCUUUAGAAUUCUACAACUGGGUUGAGACGAGAGACAACUUUUCGCACUCGUUGGAAUCAUGUUGUACCUUAGUUCAUGUGUUGGUCAAUUCCAGAAACUUCAAUGAUGCGCUGUCUAUAAUGGAGAAUUUAAUGCUUAAAAAUGGUAAAUCGCCAUUGGAGGUUCUGGAAGGGUUGAUUGGUAGCUAUGAAAUUUGUAAUUCAAAUCCGGCAGUCUUUGAUGCACUGGUGAGGACUUGCACUCUGUUAGGGACUGUGGAAGGUGCCUACGACGUAAUCAAAAAGUUGAGAGAGGAAGGUUUUUGGGUAACGAUUCAUGCUUGGAAUAACUUCUUAAAUCAGCUUUUAAGGUUGGACGAGACUGAUAAGUUUUGGAACAUGUAUAAGGAAAUGGUGUCCUGUGGGUACAGUGAAAAUGUGAAUACUUUUAAUUUGCUUAUUUAUGCCUUUUGUAAGGAGUGUAAAUUACUAGAAGCAAUCUCUGUAGUUUAUUUGAUGUUGAAGAUUGAAAUCUGGCCUAAUGUCGUUACUUUUAAUAUGAUCAUUGAUAAGGCAAGUAAAAUGGGCGACAUGGUUCUUGCUUUGAAGCUUGCAAGGAGCACUAGGGUAAUUUCAGGAGGCAGUGUAUUGCCCAAUAUAGUUACUUAUAAUUGUAUCUUGAAUGGGUUCUGCAAAAUAGGGAGAUUAGAGACUGCAGAAAAUGUUCUUAGUGAAAUGAUUAAGCUGGGAGUAGACUUCAAUGUGAGAACAUAUGCCACUUUGAUAGACGGGUAUGCAAGAAAAGGGAGUUUGGAUGUAGCAUUUAGGCUGUGUGAUAUAAUGGUUGAAUUGGGGUUGAUUCCAGACACUGUUGUAUAUAAUUCCGUCAUCUACUGGCUUUAUAUGGAAGGAGAAUUAGAAGAAGCUGCUAUUCUACUCUCUGACAUGAUUAAUAGGCAUAUCCUCCCGGAUCAGUUUACCUUCUCAAUCCUUACGAAGGGGCUCUGUGUAAAUGGAUAUCUCAAUCAAGCACUAAGAGCACAUGAUCACGUUCUUGAAAGAAACCUCGUAAAAGAUGCUUUUACACACAACAUUCUCAUCAACCAUAUGUUACGGAGCCAAAAUAAGGCAGGUGCCAAGCAAUUAUUGAGCAGUAUGAUUGUUCGUGGUAUCAAGCCUGACACAGUUACUUAUGGAACUCUGGUUGAUGGGUGCUGCAAAGAAGGAAAAAUGGAAACUGCAAUUCAGAUUUAUGAUAAAACAGUAAAGGCAGAUGGAAAAUCCAACUUGGUGGUAUAUAAUUCUAUUUUAGAUGGUUUGUGCAAGCAAGGUUCAGUAGAUGCUGCUAAACUUUUGGUAGACAAAUUGCAGCAAAGCAGUUUCCUCGAUGCAGUAACCUAUAACACAUUGCUAAAUGGAUAUUGCAUCAAUGAGAACGUCGAGAAGGCAUUUGCAUUGUUUCUAGAAAUGAUUAGUGUGGGGAGCUUGGUGAACAGAGUUACUUACAAUAUAAUGAUAAACUUUCUGUGCAAGAUGGGUUUUGUCCUUGAAGCAAAGGAGCUGAUGAGAGUAAUGACUAACCAGGGGAUAGUCCCGGACUUUAUAACAUAUACGACUCUCAUUACCAAUUUUGUUAAGAGUCGUGGCCCCGAGGAUGUAAUUGAGUUACAUGAUUACAUGGUGCUUAAGGGAGCAGUUCCUGAUAGGCAAACAUACCAGUCUCUUGUCAGCCCCUGCCUUCAAGAAAAUGUCCAAGGGUAGCUGGCAGGACGUAGUAGGGGCAUGCGCUUCUGAUUAUUCGACGUGACAUCCAGGGUGGAUUGCAGCAGUAGGAUGAACGAUUCCAGCAAAAACAUCUAUCAUUCCCAAAUGAUCAGGAAAUUUUGAUAUCCGUUGCUCCAAAACUGUAUCAUAUAACAAAUGCAAGUGUUUUGCCCCUUGUAUUCUUGAACUGAUCAAAUGCAAAAUAUUACUUGUAAAUUGUAAUUACAAACUCUUAGAUAAUUUUGGCA